Frankliniella occidentalis (western flower thrips) is the source of this 1003-nucleotide messenger RNA. RefSeq lists its product as uncharacterized. The coding region runs from base 74 to 1003 and encodes 309 amino acids. NCBI's taxonomy places the organism in Eukaryota, Metazoa, Arthropoda, Insecta, Thysanoptera, Thripidae. The record is from RefSeq and is a predicted model, not a curated record. The transcript has a single exon.
AUUAAAGAAAAGUUGAAGAUAAACCUGGAGAGCAAACUUUGAGGUUAGACGGCACGGCACGGAGGAUCAGCUGAUGGGGAACAUGGACCCUGAAACGUGCACAUCCUGUAAAGAAAAGUUGCCAAUUGAUUAUGUAACAUGCAGCCAAGGAUGUGUACUGCAUUUUAACACCUGUGCCGGCCUAGCAGAGGGUACCUGGCGCAAGAUGAGCAAUAAGAGUGAAUGGAAAUGCCCAACUUGUCGCAAGCCAAAACCAACUGAAAGCGCAGUAACAUCUGCUGAACUAAGGCAAUUCAUGAAUACGGUCACUGAAAAACUAGCCCCGGUCCAGCAAAUAAGUGGACUAAAAGCAUCUAUGGAAGAGCUGAAGAAUAGUGUCGACUUCAUGAGUAGUAAAUAUGAUGAGGUGUUAUGCAAAGUCGCUGACUUACAGAAUCAAAAUGCGGAACAAGCAGCUACAUUAGAUCUACUUAAAACAGAAAAUGAAGAAAAAGAAAAAGUCAUUGAAGAACUAAAAAUUCGCAUGAGAGAGGCAGAGCAGUAUGCCAGAAAUAGAAACAUUGAAAUCAGUGGUGUUGAAUUUAUUAAAGAAGAGAACCUGAUCACAGUCAUGGAGAAUCUAGCUGAACAACUUCAAAUAAGAUUUAAAGAAAAUGAGAUUGAUGUCAUACACAGAGUUCCCUCUCGCUACAAUGGUACUAGGCCUCCGAAGAUAAUUGUACAAUUUACCACUCGUAAGGAGAGAGAUUUUUGGCUAAAACAUAAGAAAUAUGCAAGUGUUUUUAGUAACGACAUUACAAAUGGGCAAUCAGUCUCCCAAGUGUACUUGGACAAACACUUGACUGCUGAAUGGAAACAUCUCCUGUGGCAGUCAAAACAGGUUGGCCGUCCAAAAGGAUACAAAAUAUUUUGGCAUCAAGACAGCAAAAUAUGUGUCAAAAAGAAUAUAAAUGAAGAACCAAUUAUAAUCAGGACUGCUCAGGAUCUUCAAAAGCUGAACUAA